This is a messenger RNA of Phycomyces blakesleeanus NRRL 1555(-), 1986 nucleotides long. RefSeq lists its product as hypothetical. Gene Ontology annotation, molecular function: acetyl-CoA synthetase activity; AMP binding. Bases 1 to 1986 code for a protein of 661 amino acids. Gene Ontology annotation, cellular component: cytosol. The transcript is spliced from 3 exons. Lineage: Eukaryota; Fungi; Mucoromycota; Mucoromycetes; Mucorales; Phycomycetaceae. The record is from RefSeq and is a predicted model, not a curated record.
AUGACUUCCGCCGACAUUGACCAAAUUGUAACCCACCCUGUACCUGAGCGCCUCCUCAAGUCGCCCGAUUUCCCUACUCCCCAUGUUGAUUCCAUGGAAAAGUACAAGGCCAUGUGGAAGGAGAGCGUAGAGAAGCCCAAGGAAUUCUUUGGAAAGCUUGCCACCGAUCUUUUGAGCUGGUCUAAGCCUUUCCAAACCGUCACACACGGCUCAUUUGAAAAGGGUGAUGUAGCAUGGUUUCUGGAGGGUGAACUCAAUGCUUCUUACAACUGUGUUGACCGCCACGCACUCAAGACCCCGGAUAAGAUUGCCAUUAUCCACGAAGGCGAUGAGCCUGACAAGGUCCGUCGCAUCACUUAUGGAGAACUCCUUCGGGAUGUGUGCCGCAUGGCCAAUGUCCUCAAGUCUCUUGGCGUCCGCAAGGGUGACAAUGUAGCUAUAUACAUGCCCAUGGUCCCUGAAGCCAUUGUUGGCAUCCUAGCCUGUGCCCGUAUUGGCGCCAUCCACUCGGUCGUAUUUGCUGGUUUCUCGGCCGAAUCUCUGCGUGAUCGUGUCAUGGACAGCUCGGCUCGUGUCAUCCUUACUUCAGAUGAGGGUCGUCGUGGUGGCAAGAACAUUGCUACUAAGCGCAUUGUUGACGAUGCUCUUCGUGAUCGAGAAACUCCUGUCGAACAUGUCAUUGUACUUCGUCGCACCGGUACACCUGUGCCUUGGGAAAACGAUCGUGAUCUCUGGUGGCACGAAGAAGUGGCCAAGGCACGCACUUUCUGCUCUCCUGAGCCUAUGAAUUCCGAGGAUCCUCUCUUCUUGCUCUACACCUCCGGAUCUACUGGUGCACCAAAGGGCAUUCUGCACACUACUGGUGGCUACUUGCUCGGUGCUGCUGCUACCGUCAAAUACAUCUUUGACUACCAUGAGAACGACAUCUUUGCCUGCAUGGCUGACAUUGGCUGGGUCACUGGUCACUCCUACAUUGUCUAUGGUCCUCUUACUCUUGGUGCCACUACUGUCCUGUUUGAAUCCACCCCUACAUACCCCAACCCUUCCCGUUUCUGGAACCUUAUUGAGAAGCACAAGAUUACCCAAUUCUACACUGCCCCUACUGCCAUCCGUGCUCUCCGCCGUCUGGGCGAUGAGUGGGUCGAAGGCAUCGAUCUCUCCAGCUUGCGUGUCAUUGGCUCUGUAGGCGAACCUAUCAACCCUGAGGCAUGGGACUGGUACAACGAAAAAGUUGGUAAGGGCAAAUGUGCUGUUGUCGACACCUACUGGCAGACCGAGACUGGUUCUAUCAUUGUCAGUCCUCUUCCUGGUGCUACUCCUACCAAGCCUGGAUCUGCUACUUUCCCCUUCUUUGGUAUUGACCCAGUCAUCCUCGAUCCUACCACUGGAAAGGUCAUGGAUGUUGUUGAUGAGACUGGUGUUCUUGCUAUCCGCCAGCCCUGGCCUUCUAUGGCACGUUCGGUCUACAACAACCACAGCCGCUUCAUGGAGACCUAUCUCUCUCCUUACCCUGGCUACUACUUCACAGGUGAUGGUGCUUCCCGUGACAAGGAUGGUUACAUCUGGAUUCGUGGUCGUGUAGAUGAUGUCAUCAAUGUAUCAGGUCACCGCCUUUCUACAGCAGAGAUCGAGAGUGCUCUUGUUCAUCAUGAAACAGUUGCUGAAGCAGCUGUUAUUGGUGGUUUUGAUUCCCUCACUGGCCAAUGUAUCCAUGCAUUUGUUACUCUCAAGCCUCACAUCGAAGCUACCGAAGAUUUCCUCACCAAAGAACUUACUCUCCAGGUCCGCAAAAUCAUCGGUCCCUUUGCUGCUCCCAAGCGUAUCUACAUUGUCAACGAUCACCCCAAGACCCGUUCUGGCAAGAUCAUGCGCCGUGUGCUGCGCAAAAUUGUCGAUAAUGAGCACAAGCAACUUGGUGACAUCUCUACAUUGGCUGAUCCAUCUGUAGUUGCUGUUAUCAUUGAAAAGGUUCACGGUCCUGUCUAA